GAGGAGGAGGUCUUCGGCGAUGGGGAGCGACUGGAUUUCCUCAAGGAGCGGCACGUGCGCUUCUUCCAGCGCUGCCUCCAGAUCUUGCCCGAGCGCUAUUCGUCCUUGGAGACCAGCAGGUUGACAGUUGCUUUUUUUGCUCUCUCUGGUCUGGAUAUGUUGGAUUCCUUAGAUGUGGUGAACAAAGAGAACAUAAUAGAAUGGAUAUAUUCCCUGCAGGUCCUUCCCACUGAAGACAGAUCAAACUUUCAUCGCUGUGGAUUUCGUGGUUCAUCAUAUCUGGGAAUGCCAUUCAAUCCAUCCAAGGGUCCUGGUGUUUCCCAUCCCUAUGAUAGUGGGCACAUAGCAAUGACCUAUACUGGCCUCUCCUGCCUAGUAAUUCUUGGCGAUGACUUGAGCCGAGUAAAUAAAGAAGCCUGCUUGGCAGGACUAAGAGCUCUCCAGCUGGAAGAUGGGAGUUUUUGUGCAGUCCUUGAUGGAAGUGAAAACGACAUGAGAUUUGUGUAUUGUGCUUCUUGUAUAUGCUACAUGCUCAACAACUGGUCAGGAAUGGAUACGAAGAAAGCCGUAGAGUACAUUAGGAGAAGCAUGUCCUAUGAUAAUGGGCUUGCCCAAGGAGCUGGACUUGAAUCACAUGGGGGUUCCACUUUUUGUGGUAUUGCAUCACUGUGCCUGAUGGGUAAACUGGAAGAAGUCUUCUCUGAGAGAGAACUUGACAGGAUAAGAAGAUGGUGCAUCAUGAGGCAGCAGAAUGGCUAUCACGGCCGGCCGAAUAAGCCUGUAGACACCUGCUAUUCAUUUUGGGUAGGAGCAACUCUUAAGCUUCUGAAAAUGUUUCAGUAUACAAACUAUGAAAAGAACAGGAAUUACAUAUUAUCAACCCAAGAUCGCCUCGUUGGUGGAUUUGCUAAAUGGCCAGAUAGUCAUCCAGAUGCUCUGCAUGCAUACUUUGGGAUCUGUGGUCUGUCAUUAAUGGAUGAGUCUGGUAUUCGUAAGGUUCACCCUGCCCUGAAUGUAAGCACAAGAACCUCAGAACGCCUUCAGCACCUUCAUCAGCUCUGGGCAACCAAGGACUCUAUACAGUGUUCAGAUGAUGUGCACAGUGCCACAUGACUGAUUCAGACUCCAGUUGAGCUUGGUAGCAUAAUUGUAGCCCAAGGUUAAAGCCAUGUAUACCCAAUGUGCUCUUUUAAGUGCUGGAAUCAUACAAUCAAAUUCACAUUACUGGCAUCAUUUUGACAUGCAGCUGGCCUUUAUCCAAUUAUUCUGGACUUGGAUUAAGAAGAAAUUGCUUGCCCCUACAAAUACUACAAAAGAAUCUGUUUUUAAGAAUCUCUUCAAGGCAGAAUUAAUGACUAGUUAUAUCGUCUUACUUCAGACAGUGCAAUGGCAAAGUGUAUUAA
Messenger RNA from Euleptes europaea (tarantolino), 1403 nucleotides. RefSeq names its product protein geranylgeranyltransferase type I subunit beta (gene PGGT1B). The transcript is spliced from 9 exons. Gene Ontology annotation, cellular component: CAAX-protein geranylgeranyltransferase complex. NCBI's taxonomy places the organism in Eukaryota, Metazoa, Chordata, Lepidosauria, Squamata, Sphaerodactylidae. The record is from RefSeq and is a predicted model, not a curated record. Gene Ontology annotation, biological process: protein geranylgeranylation. Gene Ontology annotation, molecular function: CAAX-protein geranylgeranyltransferase activity. Bases 157 to 1113 code for a protein of 318 amino acids.